CGCGUUUUCCCACUCUCUUUCGACGGCGUUUACCAGUCUCUCUCUCUCUCUCUCCAACCAUUUCACCUCUCUCGCCUGUGGUCAGCUCCUUCAGCUUUUCUGUUUUUUUCCCUCCUACAGCUCAAAACCAAGCUUUAUUCUAUCCAAAAUUUCUUAGCAAAGUUACUGAAGUUGUUUACAAUUAUUACUCUCCUGUUUGUUUUCAUCGGGGAGAGAGAAUUUUUGAAGAGGGACCUUCUCGCACUUUUCGCUGUUCUUCUUGUGAACAAAAACCCUGGCGGUGUAUCUUCAUGGGUUUAACUCUCUAUGCAUCACCUACCUAGAUUUUUCAGUCAAAGGAAGGGAUCUGGAACCAUGGAUCGGAGGAAGAAUCCGAGGAAACCGAGGCUCGAGCGUCGUAAUGCGGUGAAGCACAUAGAGUACGACGCAGGCUCCUUGUCGUCCUCCCUCGACGACUCUACGUCGUCUUCUUCUCUCCACACUCGAUCCCUCGAUUUAUCGAACCGUACGAGCUUCAGAGUGGGAAUCGACGGCGAACUCGAUUUGAUAUGCAGGAGAUUGGGGUUAUCCGGGCCUGAAGACUUUGCCAUACCCGCGGAGGAGUGGGAGGCGCUGAAGUUCCGAUCGUCUUCGGAUGUUCUACCUAGGUGGAGACCGCUUGAGUUGGAUAGUGCGAAAAGAGAGGAAGUGAAAAAUACGGAGGAAAUUGUAGCUGCAGGUGACUUGCGUGUGAGAGAUACAGUUGGUGCUAAUAUUGGGGAUAUGGCAGAGUUGAAUCGGGCUGAUCCCGCCGAGUCGAGUGGUUGUUGUGUAAGUGGUAAUUGUGCCAGUGGUGGUGGAGGAAAUGGCAUUAAAGGAAUUCGGCCGCCGCCGGUGCUCAAGCCGCCACCCGCGAUGAGGCUUCCGGAAAUCGAUCAGGUGCUGUCUACUUGGGACCUUUUGAAGGACUUUGCGCCGGAGGCCGAGAGAGGCGGUUGGGAAACUUUCCGUGGUAGUUCUAGCUCUUCUUCCGAUGAAGAAGUAGAGGAGGGUAAAGAUGAAGAAGAAAAAGAAGAAGAGCAAGGAGUUGUAGAGCAAGGAGUUGUGCUGGAAAGGGAAAAGGGAGAGGUGGAGGAGGAGGUAGCUCGGCUCUCGGAGUCGUGUUCGUUUACCACGUCGAAUUGUGACGAUUCGUCUAGCAGUACCACGGAGCGUAUGUCGAAUAUUUCUCCUAACGGGAGAGUUAGGCCUACUAUCACGUCUUGGGAGAAGGGUGUGCUUCUGGGACGCGGGUCGUUCGGAUCAGUGUAUGAAGGAAUCUCUGAAGAUGGAAUCUUACUUGCUGUGAAGGAAGUUUCACUGCUUGAUCAAGGAAGCCAGGGAAAUGAAAGCGUUUCUCAACUUGAGCAGGAGAUUGCUCUUUUAAGCCAAUUCGAACAUGAGAACAUAGUUCAAUAUUAUGGCACAGCUAAGGACGAAUCAAAACUAUAUAUCUUUUUAGAGCUUGUAAAAGGUUCCCUUUUAAAGCUCUAUGAGAGUUACUCUCUUAGAGAUUCCCAAGUCUCCCCAUAUACAAGACAGAUUCUGCAUGGUUUGAAGUAUCUUCAUGACAGAGAUGUCGUUCACAGGGAUAUCAAAUGUGCUAACAUAUUAGUGGAUGCUAGUGGAUCUGUGAAGCUUGCAGAUUUUGGAUUGGCAAAGGCUGCCAAGUUCAAUGAUCUUUUAUCUUGCAAGGGAACUCCAUUCUGGAUGGCCCCCGAGGUAGUUAAUAGCAGGAACAAAGGGUAUGGCCGUCCAGCUGAUAUUUGGAGCCUCGGAUGCACUGUAUUGGAGAUGCUAACACGUCGGAUUCCGUACUCGGAUUGGGAACCUAUGGCAGCAUUGUUUAAAAUUGGAAAGGGUGAACCACCUCCUGUUCCUGAUUCUCUUUCAACAGAUGCACGGGAUUUUAUCCAGAAGUGCCUUCAAGCUAAGCCAGAUUGUCGUCCUACGGCUGCUGAGCUCUUAGACCACCCAUUUGUAAAGAGGCCACUUCCCACAUCCUCAGGUUCGACAUAAAAGAUAAUGGGGGUUAAAAGAUAUUGAGCCCCGUCCAUCUUUAGACAUGCAGGAAGCUUUUUCUUGUGGAAUCCUCAAGUUGGGUAAAGUGUUGUGGCAACCAUUAAAGUUUGCUCAUGCAAUAGACAGUACAUUCUCAAAUCUGUUUAGGUUAUGGGAUAAAUCAAUUUUCAAGCAAUGGUGAGGUCACAAAUGGAUCUAUAACUGCGGAAAAGCCUUCAGAGCAUGCGGCUCCUAAAUUAUUUUAUUCUCUAUUCCGUUAAAAAAAAAGAAAAAAAAAAGGAAGAUGAAAUGUUUCCAGUAUUCAUUUUUUCUCCCUUUGGAAUUUAAAUUUUAGGAAUUGAAAGAUUUUAGGGGCGCAAGGUGGGAGAUAUCAUUGUUGUAAUAUUCGAAAAACAUACGCAAUUUGUAUAUAUCUCUUAGUUGACAAUGGUGCUCAACUGCAUUUAUAUUGAAAGUUUGCCCGUUUUGCCUUUUGUA
Messenger RNA from Carya illinoinensis, 2517 nucleotides. Its product is annotated as mitogen-activated protein kinase kinase kinase 1. The record is from RefSeq and is a predicted model, not a curated record. Gene Ontology annotation, molecular function: protein kinase activity; ATP binding. Lineage: Eukaryota; Viridiplantae; Streptophyta; Magnoliopsida; Fagales; Juglandaceae. The transcript has 9 exons. Gene Ontology annotation, biological process: protein phosphorylation. Bases 307 to 2037 code for a protein of 576 amino acids.